ACGUAAAAUAAUAUACGUUCUCUGGUAAAACAAAUUGUAUUUGUGUGAAAAUCAAAUCGCGGGAAAACCGGCAAACUACCGUGCUAAAUAAAUUAAAUUUAUGUAGUAGUUUUUAUAUUUUUUCUAUGAUACAAAAUAUAUUCGAAUUUCUGCUAUAAAAACAACUAGCAAAAUGGCUCUCUGGGUAGAUAAACAUCGUCCGCGUGAAUUAUCCAAACUUGAUUACCACAAAGAUCAGGCUGAAAACUUGCGUAACCUUUGCCAACAGGGGGAUUUUCCUCAUUUAAUGUUCUACGGCCCCUCUGGUGCGGGUAAAAAGACUCGUAUAAUGUGUCUGCUACGUGAGCUCUAUGGGGCAGGCGUGGAGAGACUACGCAAUGAAACCAUGACUUUUACCACACCAUCAAAUCGCAAAGUGGAAGUAAUGACAGUUGGCAGCAAUUAUCACUUGGAAGUAAAUCCUUCCGAUGCGGGCAUUUAUGAUAGAGUUGUUGUCAUCGAUCUAAUUAAACAGGUGGCACAAACACACCAAAUCGAUGCUGCGGGACAACGUGAAUUCAAAGUAAUUGUUCUCUCCGAGGUGGAUGAGCUAACAAAAGAUGCCCAACAUGCGCUUCGUCGUACUAUGGAAAAGUAUGUGGCUACCUGUCGCAUUAUAUUAUCCGUAAACUCUACUUCCCGUGUCAUACCAGCAAUAAGAUCGCGUUGUUUGGGUAUACGUGUGGCUGCCCCUAACGAAGAAGAAAUAACCACAGUACUGCAAUUGACUUGUAAACGUGAGGGUUUAACUUUGCCUGCUGAAUUUUCGAAACGUAUAGUAGAAAAAAGUGAACACAAUCUACGAAGGGCGUUGCUGAUGCUGGAAGCGUGUAAGGUUCAACAGUAUCCAUUCACUGGACAACAAGACAUUGUAGAGCUAGAUUGGCAGGUGUUCUUGCGUGAAACAGCUAAUCAAAUAGUGACGGAGCAAACUCCAGCAAAAUUGGAGAAAAUAAGAGAUCGUCUAUAUGAGUUACUAGCACAAGGUGUGCCACCCGAUAUGAUAUUCCGUGGAUUGGUAGAAGAGCUUGUGAGAAAUUGUGAUAUGUCACUAAAAGCCAAAACUUUGGAAUAUGCCACAUUGUAUGAACACCGCAUGCAAAAUGGUGCCAAACACAUUUUCCAUUUAGAAGCUUUUGUGGCUCAAUUUAUGAACAUUUACAAGAAAUUCAUGUCCGAAUCAAUGAUGAUGGACGAUUUUUAAAUUUACGAAAAUACGAAUAAUUUAUUUUUAAGCAUAGUAAUUAGAAAGUAGUUGACACUUGGAAAUAUUAAAAAAACUUUUGAAAAAUAAAUGAUUUCAAGCCAAAGCUGCUUGCUGUCGCUGUA
Ceratitis capitata (Mediterranean fruit fly) is the source of this 1368-nucleotide messenger RNA. RefSeq names its product replication factor C subunit 3 (gene RfC38). The coding region runs from base 173 to 1243 and encodes 356 amino acids. Gene Ontology annotation, biological process: DNA repair; DNA-templated DNA replication. The transcript has 2 exons. Gene Ontology annotation, cellular component: nucleus; DNA replication factor C complex. The record is from RefSeq and is a predicted model, not a curated record. Lineage: Eukaryota; Metazoa; Arthropoda; Insecta; Diptera; Tephritidae. Gene Ontology annotation, molecular function: DNA binding; ATP hydrolysis activity; DNA clamp loader activity.